Molecule: messenger RNA, 2166 nt
Organism: Gavialis gangeticus (Gharial)
Lineage: Eukaryota; Metazoa; Chordata; Crocodylia; Gavialidae
Gene: TRAF6
Product: TNF receptor associated factor 6
Exons: 8
Coding region: 215-1852 (545 amino acids)
Biological process (GO): regulation of canonical NF-kappaB signal transduction; interleukin-1-mediated signaling pathway; regulation of apoptotic process
Cellular component (GO): plasma membrane signaling receptor complex
Molecular function (GO): tumor necrosis factor receptor binding; zinc ion binding; ubiquitin protein ligase activity
Source: RefSeq, a predicted model, not a curated record
GGGGGGCUCCGCACCGGCAGCGGCGGCCUGGCCGGCACCUUCCAGCUGAGGAUCUCAAAGCAUUCUAAAAAUAUGAGUGUAAAUGUGCAACACCUUAUCCUAUUAUCCCGAGAUGAGGCAAAUCUGAGACACAGUGAAUAAGCAUCUGACCUUGACAACACUGCUGAGCACAGUGCUUAUUAGUGAGCGCCUCCUUGGCACUGAGCUGGUUACUAUGAGCUUGCUACAAAGUGAUAACAGCUGUGGAGCCAGAGAACUGGAGAGUGGCUGCUGUGCAGCCAUGGCCAGCGCAUGCAGUGCUGGAGCAAAAGAAGACAGUGCAAGUGUCAGCAGUGGGACUGGAAAUGCACCAAAUUCCUUCACAGAAGAGACCCAGGGAUAUGAUGUGGAGUUUGAUCCGCCCCUGGAAAGUAAAUACGAGUGUCCUAUCUGUUUGAUGGCUCUUCGGGAAGCAGUGCAGACACCAUGUGGACACCGCUUUUGCAAAGGCUGCAUUGUCAAAUCAAUAAGAGAUGCAGGUCACAAAUGUCCAGUAGACAAUGAAAUUCUACUUGAAAAUCAACUUUUCCCUGACAACUUUGCGAAGAGGGAAAUCCUCUCGCUAACAGUGAGAUGUCCCAACAAAGGGUGCCGUUUGAAGAUGGAGCUGAGACAUCUAGAGGAGCAUCAGUUGCAGUGUAACUUUUCAUGUGUGGAAUGCCCGCAGUGCCUGGGCUCCUUCCAGAAGAAUCAGAUGAAAGAGCACAUGACACAGGAAUGUCCACGGCGGAAAGUCUGCUGUCCCAACUGUGCCACGUCUAUGGCUUAUGAAGAUAAAGAGCAUCAUGAAGAGCACUGUCCACUGGCAAAUGUGUUUUGUGAAUAUUGUAAUACUGUGCUCAUUAGAGAACAGAUGCCUAAUCAUUAUGAUAAUGACUGUCCUACAGCCCCAGUACCAUGUACUUACAGUGCCUUUGGAUGUCCUGAAAAGAUGCAGAGAAAUGAAUUGGCACGCCACAUGCAGGAAUUUACUCAGGUUCACAUGAGAAUGAUGGCUCAGACUCUCCUAAGUGUCAGUGUGACUGCCACAGUUCCUGUAUCCUUCUCCAAUGGCCCAUCCUUUGAGCCAGGCCUCUUCUCCCACCCUUCAUCUUCCCCAUAUGAGUGCAACCCGGAAGUAGAGAACUUCAAGGAGACAAUUCAGCAGUUGGAAGGUCGCUUGGUAAGACAGGAUCACCAAAUCAGAGAGCUGAUUGCUAAAAUGGAAACUCAGAGUAUUAACAUGGUUGAGCUCAAACGUACUAUCAGAAACCUAGAGGGGAAAAUUGCUGAAAUGGAGGCACAGCAAUGUAAUGGCAUUUAUAUCUGGAAGAUUGAGAAUUUCUCUUCACUUCUGAAAGCCCAAGAAGAAGAAAGGCCUGUUGUGACACACAGCCCUGGCUUCUACACUGGAAAACCUGGCUACAAACUCUGUUUGCGUCUGCAUAUCCAGUUACCAAAUUCUCAGCGUUGUGCUAACUUUAUAUCCCUUUUUGUCCAUACUAUGCAAGGGGAAUAUGACAGCUACCUGCCUUGGCCAUUCCAGGGCACCAUACGGCUUUCUAUUCUGGAUCAGUCUGAAGGACCUGAAAGGCUGAAUCAUGAAGAAGUAAUGGAAGCCAAACCUGAGCUGCUAGCCUUCCAGAGACCAACAGUCCACCGCAACCCAAAGGGUUUUGGUUACGUGACUUUCAUGCACCUGCAAGCUCUGAAACAAAGAACCUUUGUAAAAGAUGAUACCCUUCUUGUGCGCUGUGAAGUUGUAACACGAUUAGAUUUUAACAGUCUCCGGAGGGAGGGAUUUCAGCCCCGUAGUACUGAAGGUGUAGUGUAGUCUGUACUUUAACCAGAAGAGUCCUGCUUCCCUUCCACAACAGACUAUAGGGACAAAACAUAUAGUCAAAGAGAUUUUCCAGUAAUGUAAAAAAAUUUCAUGAGAAGACUUUACGACUGAAACAGUGUCUCUCUACAGGACAACAUGGUUGUUUUUUGACUCAAUAGAACCUGUUUGACUUUGGUAUAAGAUUUCAUUCCCACUACCCUCUUCAUAUGUUGUGUGUCUAAAUACUCAUAAUUGUUCUUUAUUAACCUAUUAAGCUAACUGAAUGGAGCAAGGAUACAUUUUCAAACUUAAAACUUCUGCAGAGG